Molecule: messenger RNA, 1330 nt
Organism: Symphalangus syndactylus (siamang)
Lineage: Eukaryota; Metazoa; Chordata; Mammalia; Primates; Hylobatidae
Product: large ribosomal subunit protein uL23-like
Biological process (GO): translation
Cellular component (GO): ribosome
Molecular function (GO): structural constituent of ribosome
Source: RefSeq, a predicted model, not a curated record
UCCUAGCCUCAAGUGAUCCACCCACCAUGGCUUCCCAAAGUGCUGGGAUUACAGGCGUGAACCACCGCGCCCGGCCCCGGGCCCCUGUUUUCUUUUGCAUCUGGUAGGAACUCCACCCUCAGACUGCAAUCUCCUGGUUACUAGAGUCUCCACACAUGCUGGUGGCCCCCACAUCCACAAAAGACUCCUCCAUUCAUAAACACCACAUGCUUGCCCCUACCUCUAUGCCAGGAAUUUCUUCCCCACUUGCCUCUAAGUGUCCAAAUUAUGUUAAAUCAUGUUCUUCCAGAUUUAGCUCAAGUUUUCCUUCUUAAAUUUAAUGGAAUUUGCCCUUUUCACAAGGUGGCGCUGAAAGCAAAGAAGGAAGUGCCUGUCCCUCCUAAAGCCGAAGCCAAAGCGAAGGCUUUAAAGGUCAAGAAGGCAGUGUUGAAAGGUGUCCACAUCCACAAAAAAAAGAAGACCCGCACGUCACCCACCUUCCAGAGGCCCAGGACACUGCGACUCCGGAGGCCGCCCAAAUAUCCUCGGAAGAGCGCCCCCAGGAGAAACAAGCUUGACCACUGUGCCAUCAUCAAGUUUCUGCGGACCACUGAGUCCGCCAUGAAGAAGAUAGAAGACACCACCACACUUGUGUUCAGGGUGGAUGUUAAAACCAACCAGCACCAGAUCAAACAGGCUGUGAAGAAGCUCUGUGACAUUGAUGCGGCCCAGGGCAACACCCUGAUUCGGCCUGAUAGAGAGAAGAAGGCAUAUGUUCAACUGGGCCCUGAUUACUAUGUUUUGGAUGUUGCCAAAAAAAUUGGGAUCAUCUAAACUGAGUCCAGCUGGCUAAUUCUAAAUAUGUAUAUCUUUUCACCAAAAAAAAAAAUUUAAUGGAGUUUAAUGAUUCUCUGCUCUUCCAAAAUGUAGUAACAGCAGCAGUCUGCACCAACGAUUUGACUCAUCACUUGAUUUUUUUUUUUUUUUUGAGACAGAGUCUCUCACUGUCACCCAGGCUGGAGUGCAGUGGCGUGAUCUUGGCUCACUGCAACCUCUGCCUCCUGGGUUCAAGUGGUUCUCCUGCCUCAGCCUCCCGAGUAGAUGGGACUACAGGUGCGCGCCACCACGCCCAGCUAAUUUUUUUAUUUUUUUAUUUUUAUUUUUAUUUUUUUAUUUUUAUUUUUAUUUUUUGAGACAGAGUCUCGCUCUGUCGCCCAGGCUGGAGUGCAGUGGCGCGAUCUCGGCUCACUGUAAGCUCCGCCUCCCGGGUUCAGGCCAUUCUCCUGCCUCAGCCUUCCGAGUAGCUGGGACUACAGGCACCCGCCACCACGCCCAGCUAAAUUUUUGUAUU